CUUAUGAGCCCUGACGGUGAACUCACCAAACAAACUUUAACAAUUAUUCAUUCUGUGACAUCGAUUUCCAAGAUCAUCUCUCGCCAUGUCUACUCUCUUUCUUUUGCUUCUCAUCUGUCUUUCUUUGCAUGCAUGCAAUGCUCGCUUUCUUCGCCUCACUGACAAGGAAACCAAAAAACAAGUCCUGAACAAGGAUUUGGUGCAAGAUGUCGAUAAACUGAAUAUCGAUAGAACUACUUUAGCUCCAUCGGAGAUGAUGCCUCCAGUUUCAGAGGAGCAAGGAGCACAAGGACAACAAGUAGUUGGAAGAGAUGAUACAAUUACUCGUAAGAUCAGUUUACUUAGUGCAACCACUAUGAAAAAGAAAGACGAAGAAGCUUUUAUGAAGCAAGAAGAAGGCACAAAAGGAGCAACUUCAGGAAAUAAAGUUAUCGUAUCUUCACAGGCUGAUUUUCAACAGUCGUCUAAAAUAAUAAUAGAGGGAUUGAAGGGCCGAGGAAGAUCUAUGCUAGGAUCAACAGCAAAUGAUACGGAGGAAGCUGUGCGAUCUGAGGAAAAUGACUUUCCCAAGGAUGUAGCUGUCAUGGAUUAUGCACAACCCCAUCGGAAACCACCCAUCCACAAUAAAAAACCCUAGGCCAGUAUAUAUUGUGAUAAUACAUGUACUUAAAUGGCUUUCUCCUCCGACCCAGCUCCUCCAAAUUUCUGUUUGAUGGAAGAUGAUCAUAUUUCCAAGAUUUGCAUGCAAUAAUAUAAAAAAGAUCAGAACAAGGUAAAAAACAAUUUUCAAGAACACUUUCAUAUUUUCUGCCAGUAAUAAGAUCAGUGAUACCUGUGGUCGAUAUUGUUAAGCAUUUUCGUUAACAGAAUAUUCGUCUUCUCUACUGGUUUAAAAGGAUCACUAAAGCCUUCAUUAUACAACGAGCUAGGGGCAGCGAACUCUCUCAAUUUAAAAACCCUUGCAAUAUUCAUUCCAACCGAGUUCUAAAGCCUUUCAAAACAUGGAGAUAGGUCUUAGAGACAUGCCAUAAUUUCAAUUUUUAGAUGGUGGCUUCUUCGAUCUGUGACUGGACAACAAGGAUCGAUGCCCUAAAAAGUCUAAAUUUCUGACAUGCACAGCAUCAGCUCGCUCCAACAACUGUGUAAUGUUUCAGUGGCUAGCUACUUUAAAUGAGGUGGUGAAGUGAUAGAAGAUGUGAAAAGAUGGAUGGAGGCCCCAUUCACUGUAUUUUACGCUUUUGCAUUAAUGACAUUGGUGAAUAAAAGGGACAAACUUGACAUGGA
Populus euphratica (Euphrates poplar) is the source of this 1284-nucleotide messenger RNA. RefSeq lists its product as uncharacterized. Bases 86 to 637 code for a protein of 183 amino acids. NCBI's taxonomy places the organism in Eukaryota, Viridiplantae, Streptophyta, Magnoliopsida, Malpighiales, Salicaceae. The transcript has 4 exons. The record is from RefSeq and is a predicted model, not a curated record.